Messenger RNA from Coregonus clupeaformis (lake whitefish), 864 nucleotides. RefSeq names its product NADH-quinone oxidoreductase subunit B. The transcript has 8 exons. NCBI's taxonomy places the organism in Eukaryota, Metazoa, Chordata, Actinopteri, Salmoniformes, Salmonidae. The record is from RefSeq and is a predicted model, not a curated record. Gene Ontology annotation, biological process: electron transport coupled proton transport; aerobic respiration; mitochondrial respiratory chain complex I assembly. Bases 57 to 716 code for a protein of 219 amino acids. Gene Ontology annotation, molecular function: quinone binding; NADH dehydrogenase (ubiquinone) activity; 4 iron, 4 sulfur cluster binding.
UGGUUAUAUCAUGUAAGCAUAGUCACCGGAAGUCCUACCUAUUAUUUUAUCUAAAGAUGGCGGCGUUGGUGGUGCCUCGCCUCGCCGCGUUUGGUACCUUUUCAUCAAGAUCCAUUUCAGUAUUUGCGAUACAACAGAGGUCGUCGCUACACCACAUUGCUAAAAGUGGCAAUGCUACAUGUGUGGUUCCAGUCAGAGAGAAAAGCACAGCGGUGGCUGCUGCCAAGCCAACUGCAGUAGCAAGCAGCAAGGGAGAGUAUGUCAUCACUAAGCUGGAUGAUCUGGUGAACUGGGCACGCAGGAGCUCCCUAUGGCCCAUGACGUUUGGCCUGGCGUGCUGUGCGGUGGAGAUGAUGCACAUGGCUGCUCCUCGCUAUGACAUGGACCGAUUCGGAGUGGUGUUCAGAGCCAGCCCCAGACAGGCCGACGUCAUGAUUGUGGCAGGCACCCUGACCAACAAGAUGGCCCCCGCUUUGCGCAAGGUUUAUGACCAGAUGCCUGAGCCAAGAUAUGUAAUUUCCAUGGGAAGCUGCGCCAAUGGGGGUGGCUACUACCACUACUCUUACGCAGUGGUCAGAGGGUGUGACCGCAUCGUACCAGUGGACAUAUACGUUCCAGGCUGCCCACCCACAGCAGAGGCCCUUCUCUACGGCACGCUCCAGUUGCAGAAGAAAAUAAAGAGAGAGAAGAAAAUGAGGAUUUGGUAUCGCAAGUGAAAUUAUCCAUGUCUCUGGCUGUUUGUAAAUGUUGUAUUUAUGGGUGGUCUGGCCACCCAGUAAACCGGUAGGCAAUAUUCUCAGGAGUCACUCUGGGUAUGCUCUGGCUCCUCUUCUCUGUAUAAACAAUAAAAUUAAUUUCUUGUCA